GGCUAGUAUUUUAAUCGGGCGCGAGUACGUGCGCGUACACGUCUAUUCUUUGUGUGGCAGAGUAGAGAGGCCAAAUAGAGUAACCAUGGCUGACGAGAAACCCAAGGAGGGAGUAAAAACAGAAAACAACGACCACAUAAAUUUGAAGGUUGCUGGGCAAGACGGCUCUGUAGUGCAGUUCAAGAUCAAGAGGCACACGCCGCUCAGCAAACUCAUGAAGGCGUACUGUGAGAGACAGGGGUUGACGAUGAGGCAAAUCCGGUUCCGGUUUGAUGGACAACCAAUAAACGAGACUGACACACCAGCACAGUUGGAAAUGGAGGAUGAGGAUACAAUCGAUGUUUUCCAGCAACAGACAGGGGGUCUAUACUAAUGUGUGAACGACCCCCCACAUCAUCUUCCCCUUUCUCCAACCCCAAGACUCCUUUGCAUUUUGUUCCAUUUCCCCCCACAAAAAUCAAUACCAUGCGCAAGAUUUCCUGCUCACAGUUAUACGUAACUGCUGUUGUAUAGUGUUUUCAUUCUUGCCUUUGUUUCCUUCCUGUUUUGUACAUAAACAAGCUAAGAGAACUCUGAUGUUAGUUCCAUUCAUAUGAGGGUGCUGUGACAGUAAACGGCAAGAUCCAACUCAUAAAAAGUCCAAUGUUUGGGGGACUGGUUGGUUUUCACUUAGAUAUCUAUUUUCUGCCUCGUUUACUCUGAGAAUGAGACUGGAUUUUUAUUCAACUUAAUUUUCUGUUAUCCGCUCCAGAAAAUUGGUUUUAUAUCGUUUUUAUAUAUAUAUAUAUACAUAUAUAUAAAAUAGUGAUUGUGUAGAAUUAAACAGUUUGACUAGUCCAUGCUUCAAAUAAGGAAACCCUGAAGAGAUGUAUCAGUCCAGGUAAACAUCUGUAUUGUCUCAAAUGUAUUGUUAAAAUAAAGUUAUUCUCUUUUUAAUCA
Molecule: messenger RNA, 939 nt
Organism: Esox lucius (northern pike)
Lineage: Eukaryota; Metazoa; Chordata; Actinopteri; Esociformes; Esocidae
Gene: sumo2b
Product: small ubiquitin like modifier 2b
Exons: 4
Coding region: 86-373 (95 amino acids)
Biological process (GO): protein sumoylation
Cellular component (GO): nucleus
Molecular function (GO): ubiquitin-like protein ligase binding; protein tag activity
Source: RefSeq, a predicted model, not a curated record